Cooperia oncophora is the source of this 564-nucleotide messenger RNA. NCBI's taxonomy places the organism in Eukaryota, Metazoa, Nematoda, Chromadorea, Rhabditida, Trichostrongylidae. The record is from the annotation of a GenBank genome assembly.
AUGCAAUGUCCUCCAGAUGUCUACCUGAAGUUGGUAAAAGCCAGUCUGACAUUCAUUAACGAUGAAGACGAAGAUGUGAGAAAUGUGUUCCAAUCUGCCUUCAAAGUCAUUGUAUCGGAUCCGCUGCCAUCUGAGUUGAUCGAAGCUAUCUUCACGGAUCAGUUCUGUGCCGAAUAUCCUGCCGAAUGUGAACAGACUAUGACCGAAGCUUCAAAUCCUUUUCUUGUUUUGGCAGCCAGAUAUUCCAGUUGUCCAGACUUUUCCGAUCGUUGCCUUCAUCAGUUAUUCAUUCGAGCUCUGCACUUCCUCGAUUCUACGUCUGUAUUCAAUGAGUGUAAGAGAACGAUUCAAGAGUUGGCCGCUAAAGAAUUCUCUGACACACGUGACACCCGGCGUUUUUUCGCGAGAAGGAAGAGAGCAUUCUGCUCUGAUAUCGUGAACGAAAUGUUGUACUCCUCAUGGUGCACCAGUGAAGGGGAAGGCGAUAAUAUUGCUAAUGAGGAGAUCGAUGAUUUACUGCAAGUAGCUCGAGAAAUGUUCGGCUUUGAAAGCGUUCCAGGGUGA